CCCAAAUAGCGAGUCUAAAGAUCAGUGGUUGACUCGCUGUCCUCUUAAACGCUUCCUCCAUUUUUCUUCUCCACAUCCUCAAAGUCUAGUGUUUUUCCCCUCAGCGAGCAACGAUGAAACUUCCUUCUUUGACCCGAACAAACCAUAUAAUCACUCUUCCAAUUCUCGCCAUUUCUACGUCGGCUCCACUCUAGAGAUCCCUCCCUCUGAGAAUCAGUACUUGAGGUUCGUGACUGGUUCACUGUCGAAGAUGGUGUUGAAUAACAGAUGUCUCACCACGCUUUCUACCAUCUUCAUUUGCUGGGUCUUGAGUACCAGUCUAUGUUAUUCUCUUCAGGGCGAUAUAGAUUGCCUUAAAUCCGUAAAAGAGACUCUGCAAGAUCCACUUAACUUCUUAAGUUCUUGGGAUUUUAAUAAUAGCACUGAAGGUUUCAUCUGUAAAUUUGUGGGGGUUGAAUGUUGGCAUCCGGAUGAGAGCAAGGUGCUAAAUAUUCGACUCUCGGACAUGGAGCUGAAGGGAAAAUUUCCAGUUGGCAUUGGCAAAUGCGAAGCGUUGACAGGAUUAGAUCUUUCGAGCAACAAGAUAUUUGGUGCUAUUCCACCCAACAUCUCAAAAAUCAUUUCUUUUGUAACGACCCUUGAUCUCUCCUCCAACCAAUUAACGGGAGAGAUCCCUGUCGGUCUUGCAAAUUUAACCUACCUAAACACGAUUAAACUUGAUAGCAACGAGCUAACGGGUCAAAUUCCUCCAGAAUUUGCUCUGCUUGGUCGACUCAAGGAGUUUAGUGUAGCAAACAAUCGUUUGUCCGGGCCUGUUCCAUUUUUCGGAAACGCUGUUAGUUCUACUUAUGAAAAUAAUUUAGCUCUCUGCGGAAAAUCUCUGUCCCCUUGCCAGGGUGCAUCAAAGAAAUCACGCGUGGGAAUCAUUGUUGCAGCUGCUAUUGGUGGGGUCACUGUUGCAGCUAUAGUUGUAGGUGUUGUCAUGGUAUUCUAUUUGCGUAAGGCAUCUAGGAAGAGGAAGGAAGGUGAUCCCGAUGGAAAUAAAUGGGCAAAGAGCAUUAAGGGCGCCAAGGCCAUCAAGCUUUCAAUGUUUGAGAAGUCGGUCUCGAAAAUGAGAUUAAGUGAUCUCAUGAAGGCUACUGACAACUUCCACAAGGGGAACAUCAUUGGGUCGGGAAGAACCGGGACCGUUUACAAGGCCGUGCUCGAGGAUGGUACUUCUCUUAUGGUUAAGAGAUUGCAAAACGCUCAGCACUCUGAGAAAGAAUUUAUGUCUGAGAUGGCGACUCUUGGAAACGUGAAGCACCGGAACUUGGUUCCUCUCUUAGGGUUUUGCGUGGCCAAGCAAGAAAAGAUAUUGGUCUACAAGUACAUGAAGAAUGGUACUUUGCAUGAAAAGUUACAUUUUGUGAACGAAGGGGACAAAACGCUCGAAUGGCAUCCGAGGCUCAAAAUUGCCGUUUGCUCAGCUCAAGGAUUUGCGUGGCUCCACCACAGCUGCAACCCCCGGAUUAUUCACCGCAACAUUAGUUCUAAGUGCAUCUUGUUGGAUUCAAAUUUCGAACCCAAGAUAUCCGAUUUUGGACUCGCUAGGCUCAUGAAUCCAAUCGACACUCACUUGAGUACAUUCGUGAACGGUGAAUUCGGGGACCUCGGUUACGUUGCCCCCGAGUACACACGGACUCUCGUCGCCACGCCUAAAGGCGAUGUCUACAGCUUCGGUGUAGUACUACUGGAGUUGGUCACGGGCGAAAGACCAACAUACGUGAGCAAAGCCCCCGAGAGCUUCAAGGGGAACUUAGUGGAAUGGAUUUCCAAUCUCUCCGGUGAAUCCAAGCUUCGCGAAUCAAUUGACAAAUCUCUCCUUGGAAACGGCUACGACAAUGAGGUCUUCCAAGUCCUUAAAGUUGCUUGUCGGUGUGUGUUGCCCGCUCCCAAGGAGCGGCCCACAAUGUUUGAAGUCUUCCAGCUUCUCCGAGCCAUUGGCGAGCAGUACAAUUUCACAACCGACGCUGACAUCAUGAUGCCCUCAGAGGGCGACGAAGGUAUUGAGCUAGAAGAGCUGAUUGUUGCCAGAGAUACGAUAGACGCUCACUGAACAGGUAUGAGCAAGGUAGAGCAUGGUAACGACGAAGCCAUGAUAGAUAUAUAUAAUUAUAUAUAUACGUUGAGUUCUCGAAUAAUUUCACACGUUUUGGAUGAAGUCUAGCAUUUCUUUUAUACAUAUAUUACCAUUCUAUUAGAAAGCUUUCCACUUUUUUCAGCUUAUCAGUUUUCUUUGUUCUUUUAAUGUCUGUACAGUCUAUUAGGUAGAAUGUGAGAAAUGAUGUUUAAGGCUAUUGAUUGGAACAAUGAUUUGUUCAAAGGUUGCUGUUAUUUAUAUCAACUUAUAGGAAGAGCUUUGAUCCCA
This is a messenger RNA of Ipomoea nil (Japanese morning glory), 2410 nucleotides long. RefSeq names its product probably inactive leucine-rich repeat receptor-like protein kinase At5g48380. Gene Ontology annotation, molecular function: protein kinase activity; ATP binding; protein binding. The record is from RefSeq and is a predicted model, not a curated record. The coding region runs from base 251 to 2098 and encodes 615 amino acids. NCBI's taxonomy places the organism in Eukaryota, Viridiplantae, Streptophyta, Magnoliopsida, Solanales, Convolvulaceae. Gene Ontology annotation, biological process: protein phosphorylation. The transcript has 3 exons.